AUGGAACUUGACCAGGAGCAUGUCGGAUGGUAUAAUGCCGACUCUCCCAACAUCGAGUCGUAUGACUUCAACCAAGAGGUUCUUGAUGUACAGAAGGCCCAUCAGGAGUACUUCGCUCCCUUGAACGCCGAGAAGCAGUAUCCGGUGCAGUUUCCUGAACAGCAUAUGAACAAGCAACCGGCUAUCGACAUGAUGCUCGAUCAACGCUUUUCAGUUGGCUCCUCUCGUGAGACUUCCUCGAUGGAGACUCCCAUGACGAUCGCGAAUACCGGGAUGCCAUCUGGCAAUCUAAUGCAAGUCGAUUCCACUGCAGCAGUUGAUCUCACUAUGGUUGAGGACGAGUUCGACUUCACUGAAGUUGAGAUGGCUAUGAAUAUGGACGACGAGUCGUUUGAUGCCUAG
This is a messenger RNA of Phaeoacremonium minimum UCRPA7, 402 nucleotides long. RefSeq lists its product as hypothetical. NCBI's taxonomy places the organism in Eukaryota, Fungi, Ascomycota, Sordariomycetes, Togniniales, Togniniaceae. The transcript has a single exon. Bases 1 to 402 code for a protein of 133 amino acids. The record is from RefSeq and is a predicted model, not a curated record.